AUGGCAGGUGACCCCUCAAAACGCAAUCAGAACCUAUAUUGUGCGUAUCACCAAGAGCCCGGCCAUGUCACAGACGAAUGUAGGAAUCUGAAGAACUAUGUGGAUCGACUCGUCCGAGAAGGAAAGCUAGGGCAUCUGUUGCAACGUCCUGAGCAGUCAAAUGUCGAUACCAGGCAAAGUACCUUGAGGCCACCCAUCGGCACGAUAAAUGUCAUUCUUGCCGCACCUGGGAGAACCGGCUCCGGCCCAUUCAGAGUAAUGUCAGUAGGUAGGUUCCCGACAGAGUCAGGCGAAAAGGAAUCCAAGAGGGCUAGAGGGAGAGUGCCAUUAAUUGGAUUCACGGAAGAGGACAAAGAGGGAACUAUUCAGCCCCAUGACGACGCCCUAGUCGUGACACUCAGAAUAGGAGGUUAUGACGUGAGGAGGGUGUUAGUUGAUCAGGGCAGCGCCGUGGAGGUGAUGUACCCGGACCUAUAUAAAGGGCUGAAUUUAAAGCAGGAGGACCUGUCGCCAUACAACACUCCUCUGCUUAGCUUUGAGGGAAAAAUCGUCAUCCCUAAGGGCAUGAUCAGAUUGCCUGUGCAAACAGACAUAGAAAUAGUGGAAGUGGAUUUCAUUGUGGUGGACGCAUACUCACCCUACACGGCUAUUGUGGCACGGCCAUGGCUUCAUACGCUAGGGGCUGUGUCAUCUACCCUGCACCAGAAGGUGAAGUAUCCCUCAGAGGGCCGAAUCAAAGAGAUAGUGGGGGAUCAAGGAAUGGCCAGGCAUUGCAUGGUAUCGGCCAUUGCUCGACGAUUAAGCGACGCGCCUUCCACUUCAACCGGGAAUACCUUAUAG
Messenger RNA from Quercus robur (English oak), 840 nucleotides. RefSeq lists its product as uncharacterized. Bases 1 to 840 code for a protein of 279 amino acids. The record is from RefSeq and is a predicted model, not a curated record. NCBI's taxonomy places the organism in Eukaryota, Viridiplantae, Streptophyta, Magnoliopsida, Fagales, Fagaceae. The transcript has a single exon.